UACCACCCGCAGCCACGCUCCGCAGCUACCGCAGCACAUCCUCAGCAUCCGCGGCGCCGGCCAAGGCGGAUCCGGGGGCUCUGUUGCGCGGGCGAUCGCCAAAGCCGGCCGAGAGCAAGCAGCAGUUUGCGUCUGCUCCGCUAAACAUCCGGGUGCGGGAGCGGGAAUGCGCAGACUCCUCGCCGCAGUCGCGUUUCCGUGUUGACUUGGAGGGGAGGGAGGGAGAGAGAGAGAAAGAGAGAGAGAGAGGGAGGGAGAGAGAGAGGGAGGGAGAGACGCAGCGGGACACCGAGCCGGGGGAGAUCGCACCGGCUCAUCGCAGCCCCAAUAACAAAGAAAUAAAGCAGCAGCUCCAGGUAGCGCGGCGACGAUCGGCACCUGAAGAGCGGCGGCUGUGCGCUGGGACAUGGAGACCGCAGUGACAAGACGCCGUAACAUGUGAGCUUUACAGAAUAAGGCAGAGCGAGCGUGUGGCUGCUCCCGUCCGCGGUGCGUUUACUGGCCAUCUCCCUUUGUGGCUCGUCGCUGUCGUCUCCGUCUUUUCGGGGGGGAAGAAAACAAAAAUGAAGAAGUUUAACAUCAGGAAGGUGCUGGACGGCCUGACGGCGGUAUCCUCUUCCUCUGCGGCUUCCCAACCUGGGAAUAAGGAAAACGACCUGAUCCCGGAGACGCUCCAGUCCGAGCAUUUCCAGCUCUGCAAGACCGUGCGACAUGGCUUCCCUUACCAGCCGUCCUCAAUGGCUUUUGACCCGGUGCAGAAGAUCUUGGCCAUCGGCACCCAGAGCGGGGCUCUCAGGCUGUAUCCUUUGACCCUUUGCUGCCCUGUCAAGUGUCCGAACCGGCAGGUCCCGGGCCGGCAAGGGUCUUGGCUGUGCGAGGCACCUCCAGGGCCAGGCCUUGCAGGGGGGGCCGGCCUUCCCCUUGCCUCGGCCCUGCUGCUUCUGGAGGGCCCCCCCCUUGGGCUCUGCUCCACUCCGCUUCCUCCUCCACAGGAAGUGCGGGCCUGUUUCUUCACAGCCACAGGGGCACUGGUGAGUGCCUUGGCAGAUGACAGCAUUCACCUCUGGAACCUGAGACAAAAACGACCUGCCAUUCUUCACUCUCUCAAAUUCAACCGGGAACGGAUCACGUUCUGCCACCUGCCCUUCCAGAGCAAAUGGCUGUACGUGGGCACAGAAAGAGGAAACAUCCACAUCGUGAACGUUGAAUCCUUCACCCUCUCAGGCUACGUCAUCAUGUGGAAUAAAGCCAUCGAGCUCACACAGCCACGGAGACUUCCGGAGUUCGUGGUUCCGGUUUCCAUGACGUUCUCACCGACUAACUUCGGCAGGCCCUGCGUCACCGGCCACGUUCGUCCCAGCGUCCUGUUCCCCCGCGAGCGAAGCUUCGUAUUCAGCAUUGAUGUGUGUGUGUGUCCUUGCCAGGCCAUCCACUCGCUGGCCUGGCACCACGAAGGGAAGCAGUUCAUCUGCAGCCACUCGGACGGCACGCUCACCAUAUGGAACGUCAAGUCACCCGGCAAACCCGUGCAGACAAUCACCCCUCACGGAAAACAGCCCAAGGAUGGCAAGAAGCCAGAACCAUGCAAACCCAUUCUAAAGGUGGAAUACAAGACGACCAGAGCCGGAGACCCCUACAUGAUCCUUUCUGGGGGCCUGUCCUACGACACGGUGGGCAGGCGGCCGUGUCUCACGGUGAUGCACGGCAAGAGUACGGCGGUGCUGGAGAUGGACCACCCCAUCGUGGACUUCCUGACGCUGUGCGAGACGCCCUAUCCCAACGAUUUCCAGGAACCGUAUGCAGUAGUGGUCCUUCUAGAAAAGGACUUGGUAGUGAUCGAUCUCGCCCAGAAUGGUUACCCAAUUUUCGAGAAUCCGUACCCGCUAGCCAUCCACGAGUCCCCGGUGACCUGCUGUGAAUACUUCGCUGACUGUCCCGUGGACAUCAUCCCUGCACUUUACUCCGUUGGCGCCCGACAGAAGCGACAAGGCUAUAGUAAAAAGGAAUGGCCUAUAAGUGGUGGAAACUGGGGCCUGGGAACACAAAGCUACCCAGAGAUAAUUAUAACCGGAUACCGCGACGGCUUGACGACGACACCCCCCACCCCCCGCUCGUCCACAGUAAUGCUUCAGGUGCUGUACAAGCUGAAGACCGCCAAAGUGUUCGAGAAGUCCCGCAACAAGGAGGACAAGCCCAGCACGGACAUCGUGGACGAGGACCCCUUCGCCAUCCAGAUCCUGUCCUGGUGCGCCGAGAGCCGCAUGCUGUGUGUGGCAGGCGUCUCCGCACACGUCAUCGUCUACCGCUUCAGCAAACAGGAAGUGACAACGGAGGUGGUGCAGCUCCUGGAGGUCCGGCUGCAGUACGAGCUCAAUGACGCAGAGUCCCCAGAUGUAGGGGGGGAGCAGCUUCCAGCAGGCGGAACUUCGAGCCCCCAGACGAGCGUGUCCCAUUCCCACCCCUCCACCAGCAGCAGCUCCUCAGACGGGAUCCGGGAUAAUGUUCCCUGCCUCAAGGUCCGCAGCACCCCCCUGAAGCAGUCACCGGGGUACCAGGUGGAGCUGGUGGUGCAGCUAGUUUGGGUCAGCGGGGAGCCGCCGCAGCAGAUCACCAGCCUGGCCGUGAACUCCUCCUAUGGCCUCGUCGUGUUCGGCAACAGCAACGGCCUGGCCGUCGUGGACUACCUUCAGAAGACCGUCCUGCUCAACCUGGGGACGGUCGAGCUGUACGGCUCCAAUGACCCCUACCAGAGACAGCCGCGCUCCCCCCGCAAAUCGAGACAGCCCUCCGGAGGACUUGGUGACAUCAGCGAGGGAUCCACCACUUCAGAGGACCGCUGCAAAUCUCCCACUUCAGUGCUGACGUCAAACCAUCAGCAGCUGUACAAUGGCGGAUGUAGAGGAGCUAAGAUGUCACGGAAAUUAAGCUUGCCUACUGAGCUAAAGCCAGAUUUGGACGGCCGGGACAGCUCGUUCAGCCGCUCGCGCAGCUCCAGCGUGACCAGCAUCGACAAGGAGGCGCGGGAGGCCAUCACGUCGCUGCACUUCGCCGAGACGUUUGCCCGCAAGGGUGAGGCCGUCGCCACGCCCAGCCUGUGGGUGGGCACCUCCCUGGGCACCGUGCUGGCCGUGGCGCUCAGCUUGCCCCCUCCAGGCGAGCAGAGGCUACUGCAGCCGGUCAUCGUGUCACCGAGCGGCACGUUGAUCAGACUGAAGGGAAGCAUCCUACGGAUGGCCUUUCUGGACAGCACCGGCGCCAUCAUUCCCCCAUCCCACGAACCCUGGUACGAGCCCAACGCCUUCGACGACCGGGACGAGCGGGAGAAGGCGCGGAAGCGGCGGCCGGUGUCGGUGUCGCCGUCGGCAUCGCAGGAGCUGAGCGAGACCCACUACGCCGUGGUUUGCUCGGAGAAGCAGGCCAAGGUGCUGGCCCUGCCCUCGCAGGCCUCCGUCAAGCACAGUAUCACCGAGACGUCCUUCGUGCUGCGCAGCGACGUGGUGCAGAUGGGCAGUGGGGUAUGCGUCGCCUGCUUCUGCGCCAAUGGCCACAUCAUGGCCCUCAGUCUACCCAGCCUAAGACCACUGCUGGACGUGAACUACCUGCCGUUGACUGAUAUGAGAAUCGCCAGGACGUUCUGCUUCAGCAACAACGGGCAGGCCAUGUAUCUGAUCUCCCCCACCGAGAUCCAGAGGAUUACCUACAGCCAGGACACUUGCGAGAACCUACAGGAGAUGCUAGGAGAGCUUUUCACUCCCGUGGAAACCCCAGAGGCUCCCAACAGAGGCUUCUUCAAGGGUCUCUUUGGGGGUGGUGCACAGUCCCUGGACCGGGAGGAGCUGUUCGGUGAAUCGGUGGCGGGCAAAGCCUCGCGGAGCCUGGCUCAGCACAUCCCUGGGCCCGGCGGCAUCGAGGGCAUGAAGGGGGCGGCGUCGGGUGUGGUGGGCGACCUGGCACGCGCCCGCAUUGCGCUGGAUGAGAGAGGACAGAAGCUUGGAGAACUGGAGGAGAGGACGGCGGCCAUGAUGGCCAGCGCCGAGUCCUUCUCCAAACAUGCCCACGAUAUGAUGCUGAAGUGCAAAGACAAGAAGUGGUACCAGUUCUGAUCAGUGCGGGGGGAGCUGAGGGACUUCGUGCUCUUGUACACGGCGCCACCUGGAGGCCAGCGGCCCCCCCACCUCCCUCCCUCCCUCAGUUCUGCUGGACAGCGGGGACAGGCCCCAGAGGAACGCUCCAGCACAAUAGUGAUACUCCACCGCCUCGGCUGUGGGUGCAAAAUGAAUCGAAAGGGGAAAAAAAAAUCACCUUGAUGGUGUCUUCUUCUGUUUGUGCUGUUUACUUUUUUUGUUUCUCCCCAACAUCAUCCAAUAUGGCUGAGAGUAUAAGUGAUCCCCGGGUCAAGAGGAAGGGGGCCAGCAGACUCCUCAGGGAGCCCGUCCCAUGCUGAGGGGGUCUCCCUUGUCCCAUUUUCUAAAGCCAAAUGUCUCCGCUCCCACUUUUAUCCUCAAUGGGGCCAACAAGGUCAAAGAGUAACUAAGACAAAACUUAAAAACCUGAAAAAACAAGAGAAAAAAAUAUAUAUAAUUCUAAAUAUUACUCAACUCUAUAUUCACAUAUGACUGUCGUAUGCAAAAACAGAGGAUAAACCACCAGUGAAGAGCAGGGUAUUCUGCCCCUCGGAAUCCUGGGAUACCAUGUCCCGGACACCCACAGGAAAUGGUGACCUCCAGCAAUGGAUGCCCAAAGGGUGAAAACAGGCUCCUUGUUCAGUCCUGCCGCACUAUAACAUAGAACUACAUUUGUUUUUCAUUCCGUUCCUCAUUCGUUUCUUUUCGCUCUUAGUCUCUUCUGACUUUCUAUCGGUCAGUUGUACGCCUCAUGGCCCACGUGUCUGUGGCUUUGUCGUCCGUGAAUCACUUCUGGGUUGUUUUCUUUGUCGUAUUGAGAGUAUCUUGUGGCAAAUGAACUGCAUUUUAAUUGUUCAUAUAAAAGAGCUGGUAUUCAAAGGUAACGCAGAGCCCAUCAUGUCUCUUAGUUAAAAUACCAGAUUUUUUAAUGUCUGAAAACUACUGCAUGGACCAGAGGUGGAUAGAUCAGGAGCAGAAAGUAAAAAUCCAGGCCAAGAUUUUGUUUCAACCAAGCAGCUGAGUAACCAACAGUAAUAGAGUACUUAACUGGUUGGUUGAAACAAAAUCUGGAUUUUUAUUUUCUGGACCUGGACUAUCUACUUCUGGCAUGGACUCACUGGUGGCAGGAGGUUUACAACAGAGGUGCAAUCUGAAGUGACCAUGAUAACCGUCUCCCCAUCUUCUUGUUCCGAUGCCGUCGUCCGGGUGCCGCAGGCUCGUGCUGCGUUGUUUCCACUCACACUGCAGCCGAGAAACGCAUUGCAAUUCGCGUCUGUGUGCGCAGUUUUCGUUUCGCCUCUGGGGUACAGAGGUACUUGUAUCAAAAACAAUAUUCAGAGCUGCUGACUUAUUUUCAGUUUGUUCCUCUUCCUCUUUCAGUUAAGGAGCAUGUAGAGCGUAACGUACUUCGCGGCAUUUGUUAGGGAAAUGGCAGAAUGGCUGGAUGAAUCACGGCGAAUUUCUGUUCGUUCGUAGCCAUAAACAGAAAAGCUUGUUUUCUGCAGGACGAGAGGCCCUGUGGCAGGUCUCCUACACGGUGCCAAAGGCAGGUUGUUGGGAUGUCUGGGAAGGAUAUUGUGUGUGUGUGUGUGUGUGUUAGCUUCAGAAAUGCUUUGACUGGGGUCUGCCUGCGUAUAGGCUGUGGACUUUCUAGAAAUAUAUAUAUAUAUAUAUAUAUAUAUAUAUAUUGCUGCCUAUGUAGUCACCCUUGUUUUGUCUGUGAAUUGUGCUUUUUAAGCUGGAGCAAUGGAGACGUGGGUGAUAGAAUCCAGUCCAAAUUUUCUGCUCACUGAAAUGAAAUAUGUGUGUUUUAAUCUUCCCAUUUAUUUUAUUCAUCAUCCACGGCUUCAGGUGCUUUUGUUCCUUUCGCGUGACCACACACGCAGUCCUGUAGGCAGAAAGCCCUUGACGGCCGCUGGCCGUAGCUGCCCCUCACAAUGAAGUGCGUCACAGCGCUCUGUCUUAUCCUAUUGGUUGGCAUUCCAGGGAUUAUCAGCCGGAGAGUCUCUCCCGGGGCGGUACGUCAUGCGUUAUUACUAAUCUCGACCGAUGAGUGUAUCCGUCUGCAAAACGUGUGUGUAACUACAUAAUGGUGCACUAGUUACAAGAACACAUUAAUAUAUGUUUUACUGUAUGUGGAGAUGUAUAAUUCCUUAUUGGUAUUCUAAUGUGAGUCUUUCCGGUUUUUUUUAUAGAGUGCAAAAAGCUGCUAUUUAUGUCACGUAGGAGAACAUCUAGCCGGAAGUUUUUCCUUCUUUACCGAUUGAGGGAUAAAGCUUUUUUUCCAGCCAAGUUUUUACAUCCCGAUGUAAAUAAUGAGACAGCUGGAGGCAAAUCUGAAAGUGCAGAUUUCCCAAAGUGAUGAGAAAAGGUUAGUCGCCAUAUUCGUGUCAGACGCCAAAGAUUUCGUUUUUGUUAUUUUCUGUUUAUCCCCAAAGUCUUCAGCCCCGCCCCCCCUUUGCCCCGGCCCCGGCCCCGGCCUGCCGUAGACAGCUGCGCUUACCGUGCUGCGCAAACGGCUGUGUCAUUUGCAUUAUGCAGUAACUAGCAGUGUCACCCCCCGCAUAACUUAUGUCUAAAUGCUUGCUUAUGGGAGAGAAGGUGGCCAGUGCUGAUAUCUGAAUCCUGUAUUUUUGUAUUGUUUCUGCUCUUAUUGCACUGGCGUUUCACCUUCAUUUGGUCGCCGCUCUCUCCUUAGAGCACAUAAAAAAGGACCAACGCAUUUAAAACUGAUCGAUUCUUCAUAAAUAAUAUAUUAUGGUAAGGAGGAACGGCCACACUUUCAGAUUUGUUUCCAAGUUCCGUUUAUUGAUAAUCUGUUAUAUUUGUACUAUACUUUUAAUUUGAAUAAAUUUGAUAAAUCAAUAAUUUAAUUUAUAGUUUAAGAAAAAAAAAGAUAUUACAGAUAUUUAUCAUUACCUGUGUGCAUAAAGGGUGUGUAUAUUGUCUAUAUUUAAAAAUGAAAGAUUAAUUCAUGUUUCUAAUGAGAAAAUGUACGGUAUUUGUAUCUCGGAGCGGCUGGUGUCGGCUGGACGGUGAGCCUGUAAACGCGGAUUCUGUCUUGUCCACAUCUGGGUCGCGCUGGAGUUGUAUUGGUACCGACAAACGUCGGCGGCCGGCGGGCACAGACCCGGUUAUUUCUUGCACAAUAGCGGACGCAUGAUAUUCAGUGUUUACUAAUAAAACGCCGUUUGAGCCCGUCAUCAUUUUCCGAGCUCGCUUUCCUCCACAUAUACACCUUUACCGGUAAUUUCAGCGCCUUCUAUCAUGUUUAGCCCUUUUGUUUUCUUUUCUAUGCUGUGUGCGCAUUGUCGUGAGGAUGUCGGUGACUAGUUACUACUGUACCUUCCCAGAAAACGUGAGGAAAAUAUUACAUGGAUGACUGAGAUGCCCUAGCUCCCUUCUCGUUUCUCUUUUUUGUAACCCUAGCAUCCAGUGUUCUCCUGAUAAGAAUCCACUUUAACAUACUUGGGAAAGUUUGUCUCCUAUUCGCCAUAUUCUGUCUUGGAAAAAUACGUUACCAGUGGGUUGCAGUAUUUUCUCAUUGUAGCCAAUUUUUCUUGUACAGUUUUAUGCAAAUUUCACAUGGAUGUUUAUGACUAUGAAUCUGCUGCCACAAACAAUUUAGAAAUUCUGUAGAUAGAAAUUACUGUGCAAUGGGAAAUAAAUAUGAAAAAUGAAA
This is a messenger RNA of Paramormyrops kingsleyae, 7806 nucleotides long. The record is from RefSeq and is a predicted model, not a curated record. NCBI's taxonomy places the organism in Eukaryota, Metazoa, Chordata, Actinopteri, Osteoglossiformes, Mormyridae.